Molecule: messenger RNA, 6048 nt
Organism: Pocillopora meandrina
Lineage: Eukaryota; Metazoa; Cnidaria; Anthozoa; Scleractinia; Pocilloporidae
Source: the annotation of a GenBank genome assembly
CAGAAUUAUGCAUGAUCACAAUAGUUCUUUGCCAGUCGGAAAAAGUUCUGUAGGAAAGGGAAAAGGUAGGGAAAUUUACAACUGGUCUUCGUACUUGACUGGCAUGUUAACACAGUUUCAUGACAAAUCUCUAAAGUUAGUUCACCAAUUCUACACUAGCUAAGUUUCAAAACAGGAAAAGAAUAAUACUAAUAAUAAUAAUAAAGUUUUUGGGCGUAUUUAGAAAACUAAACGCGCUUUCAUUACUAUUUAGAAAAAAAUAAAUUGAUUAAAACCUACAAAAUGUUUCUUAUAACAGUAGUAAAUAAAAUAAAUGAAAUAAUUAAUUAAGAAUUGGGUGGCAUGAAAGCGAGGUACAGUUCCACGUAAAAUAAUUAAAAAAAAAAAAACUCCUGAAACAAGAAUGUUUUGAGGGCAAAUUUAAAAGAUAAAAGAGAUGUUGUAUUUUUAACAGAACCCGCUAGACUGUUCCAUUAUAUAGGUGCGAAGAAAGAAAAGGCACGUUCACCGUAUGUCACAGAGUUCACAGUAGGGACGGUAAAAAGUAGUUUAGAGGAUGAGCGUUGGCUUCUUUGCGGGUGGUAUUGUUGUAGGAGGGACGACAAGUAGGCUGGACAAAGUCCAUGGAUAAUUUUGAAAGUGAUGAGCAGAACUUUGAAUAUAAUCAGUGACUUAACAAGUAGCCAGUGUAGUUCUCGAAGGGCAGGUUUGAUGUUCUUAUCGUUUAGUUUCAUUGAUAAGACGUGCUGCAGUGUUUUGAAUUCUUUGAAGUUUAUCCAGUUCCUGUUUUAGAAGACCACGAAGGAUACUAUCACAUGAUAUUUCUAGAGCAUUAACGAACAGUUUGAGAAUCUUUGUAUUAUGAAAUGUAGAAUAUCGAUUUAGCCAGGCCAAAAAGAAGAGCUUCUGAAGUUUUUCUUUUCCCUCACUCGUUCGAUAAAUGAAAUUAAGUUGGCGAUGAAAGAAAGCACGGCCUUAAGAACACUCCUUGAAGACCACUAUCCUGAGUACGCGUGAAGAUCAGUAUCUAUUCCCUAAUUUCCAAUAAAAUCAUUGGCACAUACGGCGAGUAAUAACGAACAAAAAGCGAACAUAUCGAAUUAGGCACGGAAUGGCCGCCACGUUGCGACGUCCCGUGGUUAUAAAAUCUGAUAAUUAUCCCGGACCGAAGAAGUCGGCGAAGUAAAUUGAACAAAUCUAAUUUCCGAAGGACAGCAAAAAUUAACCACUCAUCGCUGUUGUGAUCGUUAAAAAAAUAAGAAUGUAGAUUUGGGUAUAUUUUGGAAUUACUAAAAUCUUUUCAUAACAAGGAAGAUGAUUUCCUAAUUAUUCUAGCCUGCGUAGCCUGGCUCUUAGGGAAGGGGGAGGGAAGGGAAGGGGGAGGGAGAGGAGGGGGGGAGGGAGAGAGGAGGGGGAGGGGGAGGGGGAGAAAAGAGCCUUCCUCCCCCCUCCCCUCCUCUUUUCCACUUCCCCUCCCCUCCCCUCCCCUCCCUCCUCCUUCAAGGCCAGCUAUGCAGGCUAUAAUUAUUCCCUUCUUUUGACCUUUUACUCUUUCAUUUUUUUUGUGCCAACGCAAUCAGGUAGAUAUAUUUUUUAUUUUGUUUUACGCUAAUACAGUUACAAGCGUUCGCAUGAUCAAGGAAUUGAUUCCUUUUUUCGAUGAGUUUCGUAUUCUCCCCUUUAAACAGAUGGCAGCAUUAACUGCAAAAGUAACAUAAACUGCCCAACUGGCAGAGUUUGCACCAACCAUACAUGCCAGUGUAGGGACGGCUAUUAUGAAGAGGGAGGGAAAUGUGAGGACAUAGACGAAUGUAUGAGCGGAUCUCACAAAUGCGGUAAUGUCAACGCUUAUUGCAAGAACAAUGUGGGAAGUUUCACCUGCGAGUGUACCCCGGGUUUCAAAAAGAAGAACGAAGUAUGCGUAGGUCAGUGUAUGUUCUAAGUUUUUGAUAAGUAAGCUGUUAUGAGCGCUUUUCGAUUGAGUGUCGUUUAACCAAAACCAAAGCAAUUACAACAGCCAAUCGGAAGAAAGGAAAAUAACUUUAAGAGCCAAUGAGAACUCAAAGUAUAAACAACCAAACUGCCUGAAGCGCGGGAAAACGCGGGCAAUCACGUCGUAAUUGGUUUUAAUUUUGCAUCUGAUUGGUUGAGAAAGUAGCGCGAGUUUCUGGACCAAUCACAGAGCGAUGUAAAGCAAAACCAAGGAAAUUCCCGAUUACUUUUGUCACUCAAUUGAAAAUUGCUCUGUAGCAAAAAAUAUUAUCCAUUUUUAUCUUAGUGAAAGGCAAACUCUUGGUAAAACCAUACUUUACAAAUCUUUCUGCAAAGCCUCAGUACACAAUAAAUAGGGAUCAGAUUCUUUGAUAUGAGGUGAGAGCUGUGAGCUGAAAGAGACUGAUACGACAAGAUAUGGAGACGAGACAGGGUCUGUCAUUCUUAGAAAAGGCAGAGCCUCUUUUCGUUCAAAGGUCGAUUGUACAAUAGACCAUUUUAAGGUUGUGUACUUAGCCGCCAAGCCUUUAAUUUGGAGUGAGGCUGUAGGUGACCUUGUUGUGAUAAAGACCAGUAUCGAGUUAGCAUUGACAAAAAAGUAAUUUGCAUUUGAAAAGCAACAAGGUUUGUAUCAUAACAAGGUCAACCUUAGCCUCACUCCUGUUCAAAGACUUGGAAACCAAGCACACAACUGUAAAAUGGACUAUUGCAUUCCCUCUGCAUUCCCACGACCGUUAAAGAAAAACAACACUAAACAAACAGCCAUAAAACAGAAGGGAAAGAUCGUAAAUAGUCACUCUUAGGUUAGCUUCAUCUUGUUUUGAACAAAUCAGAUAAGCUCGCAUAAAACUAAAGCAUAGAUAUCACUGCAACAUUUCAAAGCUUCCAUCCACUUUUUUAUUGUUUUGAAUGACAUAAACUUUAUUUUUCAGAUAUCAAUGAAUGUGACAACCCGCACGUGUGUGGCAAAGAUGUAAGCUGUAUCAACUCUGCUGGCAGUUUUGCUUGUGAAUGUCUUGGUGACAUGAAAAAUGGGUAUUUCUAUGCCGCUGAAGUGAAACAGUGUAUAGAUGUCGACGAGUGUAAGAUGCAGCUCUGUAAUCAAAGCACCAGCACAUGUAAAAACUCCCAUGGCAGCUAUAAGUGUGAUUGCAAACCUGGCUACAAGACUAAAGAAACACAUCAAUGCAUAGGUAAUUAAAUAAUUGUAUUUACUCAGUAGUUUAUGAUAGGGCGACGCCCUUCUUUUGAGUCUUUCCUCAUUUGAUCGCUUCUCUCUGCAAUAGUGUGUCGAAUUUCCGAAUUGCCUUUGGCUUCUUUUUAAAAACUAGGCCUGGUGCUCAACCAUGUGUAUGAAAAUGAGUUUAAGUUAUAUGUGAAUAAAAACUUACAAUCAUGUGAAAGGAUGAGCUCCAGGACUUGCUUUGAAAUAGAGGCCAAAGGUAAUUCGGAAAUGGGCAUUUGCUAUGUGAAAAACUUUUGUGCCGUCGAUCCAUCAAAUCUUAACUGGAAUAUUAGUGAUGAUAAUCACAAUAGUGGUUGGUGUAAAAAAGUUCAGCUCAGAAUCAGUGUGGCUCAUGUGUUGUAUCGAUUCGCGAAUGCAUACACUUCUGACUCUCCCAGAUCAAAAUUUUCAUUCUCCUUACUGUCAAUCGUGCAAUUCUUAUGAUGUUAGUUCAGAUAAUUUAGUAUUGGAUCAACUAAUUAUUCCCAAAUUGAUAUUUUUCUUUAUUCUCAUUACUUAUCAGGUUGUUGUUGCAUUGAUAUUUUAAGGAGAAAUUCCGUCUUGGUCACUCAUGGGAGUUAAAGGGUUAAAGAAAUUUUCAAUUGAGUAUUAAAAGUUAUCCGGGUUUAUGUAUUGGUUUUGAAUCACUCCGCUCUCUGAUUGGUCCAGAAAACUCGUGCUAUCCUCUCAACCAGUCACAUACAAGACGCAAAUCAAACGCAACUUGGUAAUAUGCGUUUCCCCGCGCUUUUCGCAGUUGGCUCGUUUUUACUCUGAGUGCUGAUUGGCUCUUAAAGGUAUCUUCCUUCGCUCAGAUUGGUCGUUACGAUCACUUUGCCUUUGCUUUUGCGACAGUCAAUUGAGAAAUGCUUUGAAAGAGAUUGUCUCUCGGUACAACGUGACGAAGAUAUUUCCGGCUAAAUUUAGCUACGUUCUUAAUUGUAGCUUAUUGGAAUUUACGAGAGUGACACUCAGGACACAAUAUUUCAUUUUUAUUGACAUAUCAGACAUCGAUGAAUGCGCGGAAACUGCAAAAUGUAAAGGCCAGCAUAGUACUUGCUCCAACACGGUAGGAUCCUUCCUUUGUCGAUGUGGUGCCGGCUUCAUUUUCGACGAAUUUGACACUAAAUCUGAAGACAAAUGCAAAGGUUUGUGCUUUUAUCGGUCGUGAUUUCUUACUUUUGUUUAGCCGUAUUUGCGGAACAAGGAUUUGAAUACUGGGCAAACUCUUAAACGAGAGACGGUAGGAGGGGAGGAUGUGGACAAAAAGCUUGGCAAUAUAAGGGGGAGGAUGUUGGAAUGGGGGAAGAGCCAACUUAUCACAGUUUCAGUGGCAUGAAGCCAUAAGGACGAGAUGCUAUUCAAUCGUAAGAUCUCCCACGCCCCCUUCUCCCCGCCCUGUGGGAACUGCAAGAUUUGAGACGAGUCGGGGAGAGGUUUGCCGGGAGUCUGGCACUAUUUACCAGUACCGGACCCCCUGAAGACCCCUCGCCGUCUCGCGUUGCACAUGCCUUAAGCCUUAUGCCUCAUAGUUUCCAUUGGACAAAGAAACGCCCGUGCUGCAGCGCUUUUAACAAGGGCCUGCUCGACUACAGUUCUCUUAUACCUUGACCAUUGAUUCCUUCUUGUCUGCCUUACAGACAUAGAUGAGUGCAAGACAAGGAAACACAACUGCGAGAAACAAAGUCACUGCCGUAACAUACAAGGUAGUUUUAAAUGCGAGUGUCCAGACGGUUAUAACAAGGAUGGCCUUAAAUGCCGGCCCACGUGGUUUACUCGCUGGUUCACUCCCAAGCUCGUGUUGAAGGACCUUAAAAAUGGGACCUUGGACACCCUCGGCGUUGUAGGUGGUGCUUGCCUCAUAGUUCUGGUUCUGUUUCUUAUGUUCGUUGUAAGAUGUUACAGAAAAUGUAGCACAAUGUGUGGCAGAAAACCUGGAUAUAAAGGUAAGAAACGGAAUUAAUAUUUUGUAAUCUUCAGUCAGCAGACAUGAUCCUUGGGAAGAAGUGAAUUGAAUUAAUGAAGUGAAUCAGGCCUACUUUAAAUUAACUAUUUCUUCUCGGAAUUGUGUUUUAGAUCAAUAUUACUACCCUGAGGAAGUGUACGAUCCUGAUCAAAUGUUCUUCGCUGAAAAUGAAGGAAUGUACUAUCCAGACGAGAUGGCCUACCAUGGAGACGGUACGAUGUAUCCCGAGGGAUAUCCUUCGGGUGGGAUGUAUCCCGAGGGAUAUCCUUCGGGUGGGAUGUAUCCCGAAGGAUACCCUGCGGAUGGGAUGUAUCCCGAAGGAUACCCUGCGGAUGGGAUGUAUCAAGAAGGAUAUCCUUCGGGUGGGAUGUAUCAAGAAGGAUAUCCUGCGGAUGGGAUGUAUCAAGAAGGAUAUCCCGAGGAAGAGUAUUAUCCCGAGGGAAUGGACGAUGCCACGGGCGGCCUUGAAGUGGCUGGAAAGAGUAUUUUUAACAUAGACGAUAAGGAUCCUUCUGAGAACGUUCCGGUAACGUUUUAUGAAGAUGACAAUGAAGAUCUUUCUGAUGAACACGACUGAUACAUAUUUGGCUUUGAGUGUACCCUUUUAUUCACCUCGGCAAGAAGACUUAAGUUUGUGUUUCAAUCCUUUAAAUAACCUUUUUUGGACUGUAACUUUUAUUCCCUUUUAUGUCUUGAAUCUGACCUGUAUCGAACAGUUUUUUUUCUGGAUUUCGUCUGUUCGGACUUUUACCGCUCGGCUAUUAGCAAUGUUGUUGCUGUAGUCCCAUUGUUUACCUUUGUGCCGGAUACAAGGAUACUUUUUCGCUUCCAAGAUUGCAUGUUAACAUGGACUAAAAGUCUACCC